UGGCGGUUAUGGUUUGGCCCUACAGAUGGAUAAUUGAUCCUCCUCUGGAGGUCAAUGUACCAUCAAAACGCACACCAUGGCCUGAUGCCCCUCCUGAACUCCCUACCAAUGAAAAUGUAGUGUUGGGCAUCCAAGAGCAUGCUGUAAAGCAUCCUACAAAGACCCGCACAUCUAGAUCAAAGAGACGAAGCAAGAGAAAGCAUGACACAAGAACGGUGGACACACAGGUUGCUUCAAAGCAUUCUGAACAAAUUUGAAAAUCUUAGCACGAAGACGGCUAGAGAUGCAUGCUGCUGUGUGAAUUUUAGGCAUCAUUCUUCAGCAUCAUAAAAAAAUUUGAAUUGCAAAGGCUUAUUAGCAUAGAGGCAGAUGGCCUAACCUGGUAUAUGUGAAAAGAAUCCUUCACGCUGGGCCAGUUGAUAACAGGCAUUGGAGUUUGAAUUUUCACUUAAUUUUUCACAAAUUUUUUCUUUCUUUUAUAUAUUUUUGUUUGGGAUAUCAAGAUUCUGGUUCAGCAUGAGGUAUGCCAGCAAAGUCUUGCCGUGUCUGCUACCUUGUAGGACUUUGUAUCCAAUAUGUUUCGAAUCUUAUACAUAAUCUUGGAACAUAGGAAUUAUAGAGUUGUGUUCAGCUGGAUUUUCGUAGAAAAAAAGAUAUCAAAAUGUAAUA
Messenger RNA from Ziziphus jujuba (common jujube), 669 nucleotides. Its product is annotated as beta-1,4-xylosyltransferase IRX14-like. The transcript is spliced from 2 exons. The coding region runs from base 9 to 257 and encodes 82 amino acids. Lineage: Eukaryota; Viridiplantae; Streptophyta; Magnoliopsida; Rosales; Rhamnaceae. The record is from RefSeq and is a predicted model, not a curated record.